AUGCCGAAAGUGGAGUCGGCACGUGAUCGGAAGGGAAAGAACGACACGAAACGACCCUUUAGCCCCGGUAGGGGCCCGACGCAGAUCUAUACUCUUCGUUCUCUUUCAGUGCACUUCCAGAAGAUCAUCCACCGCGACAUCAAGCCGUCGAAUCUGCUGCUCGGAGACAACGACCGAGUCCGGGUGGCCGACUUCGGGGUGUGCAACGAGUUCGACGGCAGCGACGCCCUCCUCAGCAACACCGCGGGGACUCCCGCCUUCAUCGCCCCGGAAGCCCUGCGAUGUCGACGGGGCACCUACUCCGGCAAGGCGGCCGACAUGUGGUCCAUGGGGAUAACUUUAUAUGCUCUGGUGAUGGGGGACGUCCCUUUCCGAGACGAGAACAUCAUGGCUUUAUACCACAAGAUUCAGAACGAACCUCUGAGCUUCCCGGACGCCCCGCGAGUGUGCGAUUCUCUCAAGGACCUCAUCGCCAAGCUUCUUCACAAGGAUCCCGGCGAGAGACUCACCCUGCCACGAGUCAAGGAGCACGAGUGGGUGACGAGAGGCGGGAAGAAUCCGCUGCCUUCGGAGGAGGAGAAUUGCACGAACCUCGUGGAAGUAACGGAGGAGGAAGUGAAGAACAGCGUGAGAUCCAUCCCCAAGUUGGAUACUUUGAUCCUCGUCAAGUCCAUGAUCAAGAAACACAGUUUCCAGCACCCGUUUAAGGUCAAGUUCCAGAUGAACGGACGAUCCAAUUCCGCACCGGGAUCCUACGAUUCUCUCCUCUCCAGGAAGAUGUCUCUGGAUGCAAAGCUUCCAGCCGUGGAUGAGAAAAUAGGGAGGUGAUACGUCGAUGAAACUCAUACAAUCACUUUCCUGCAAUCAAAGAAAGGCAUUCGGAACACCAAAGAUAGCGCGUAAUCUGGUCAAAUCAUAAAUUACUUAUUUCUGCCAUUCUUUGCUACUUCUAUAUAAAAGCUUUCAUCUCGUCUUCUUUUGCGAACGAAGUGACUUCAGCGAGACUGAGAGCUGAUGCUGUGAUGUACACAUCAAGGGAAAUUGGAUAUAGACUUAUAAAGGCUUCCCUGCCCGUAUCACGAUGGGUCGCCAUAGUCCCUCUCAACAAUCUCCAAUUAUCUGAAGGGAUUUUUUUUCAUGGGAACUGAAGAGAAUGAAUGUCUCAGAAGAAUGGAGAAUAAUAACGUCUGUCUUCCAGCAUCUCACUCAUCAUCAUCGCACUUCUGCUUUCGUUCUUCCAUAGAACAUCACUGCAUGCUUGUUGAAAUAUAGUCCGUCUCCAUCUCUCGCUGGAAUCUCCUGAGAAUUAUGCCGAGAGAGAUAAUGAUGAAAAGGUGUUGCAUAGAAAAAGAUUGGCAUCUGAAGAGAUCCAUAUUUCCCGUCCGUUGCCAUCGUUGCUCCAUCCGAUUAAGAAAUGUCUUCUUCCUCCACUGUGGUAAAUAAAGUGCAUCAAGAUGUCCAAGAAAACUAAAAAGAUAGACGUAGACCAUGAUACGCUCAGGAAUGAAGAGUGGAUUUUGAGCCCGUCCAUCGUCUGCUAGUGUGAUCCCAAGUUGCGGAUGGAUUCUUCUCAACUGGGAAUUCAAUCUUCAGAAAUGGACCAGAGGAAAUAUGCCAACUGAGAAUGUAAAAGGGUGAACUGGCAGUACCUGGAGUCCUUCCAGCCUCAUAUUUUCAAAGUUUGUAUUGUGAACGAAAUUCACUGUGCGCAUGAGGAUCUCCCUGUUGCUCAUGGUGAGAAUUAGAUAUUGCCAUCAUGUAACGCAGAAGAAAUCUCUCCUUCCCUGCUAGCUCAUCAACUUCUGAGUGUGUGCAAAGCAGGGGCAAUAAAAUGGAAAUCUGCAGGAGUGCAUGGAGGGCACCUCGUUUUAGAGGGACCCCAUUCCCCUGAAUGUGUCAUCUUCAACUGUCAUAUCUCCAAGGAGCUUUUUGAGUACAAUUCCACUGCCUUUCUGACUUGAGGGAGGAAGGAAUCUAUCAAUCACACUUGCACAUGUUUUUGUGAAAAAACCUCUCAACCUUUACAAUCACGCACGGUGCUGUCUUCGUGUUUUCUUUCCCUUUCCUUGUCUUUAUGGUUCUCUUUACCAUCUAUAACACAAUGUGAUUCUCGCCAUCAUGACAUGUAUCCUGUGGAAUGCACAUAUCAUGUAUGAAAAUAAACAAUCCAUGACACGUC
Molecule: messenger RNA, 2179 nt
Organism: Darwinula stevensoni
Lineage: Eukaryota; Metazoa; Arthropoda; Ostracoda; Podocopida; Darwinulidae
Source: the annotation of a GenBank genome assembly